AGCAACCAUCCGUUUGCUCCUGCAUUUCCCUUAUCGCGGUGGAUUGGCCUCUCGUUCGUUGGCCGCCCAUCUCUCCUCCAAACUCCCAGCGCCCACCCUCCCGCUCUUCUCCAAUGGCGGCCACCACGGGCCUCACGGCCACCGUCUCCUCCGCUCCGGCCGCCCUUAGAACCUCUCCUCCUCCAGUUAUCUUCCUCAGGCCCAUCUCUCGCUGCUCCGGGCUCCAUUCCGUCAAGGCCAAGGCAACAAAAAAGGACCAGGAGGAAAAGAAGCCCGCAAAGUCAUCCAGUCUUGUUUGCUCUGCAUGUGAAGGGAAUGGCGCAAUCGCAUGCACCCAGUGCAAGGGAGGUGGAGAGAAUUUGGAAGACCAUUUCGGUGGCCGAUUCAAAGCUGGAGGAUUAUGCUGGCUUUGCAGAGGAAAGCGCGAAAUUCUUUGCGGAAGCUGCAAUGGCGCUGGUUUCGUGGGUGGAUUUAUGAGCACUGCUGACGACACUUCUGAAUAAAUGGUCUAUGUCUCCGUUUCUGUUUAUGUUGUAUUUGACCAGUUUUGGGAGAUCUGUAGCAUUUUUUACUUGUAUCCCUUUGAAGCAAUUUGUCCCUUAGAAGUGGGACAUUUAUCGCAUUUAAUAAGUGUGUACAUUUUGUAUCUGUGACAAAUUUUGUAUAUGGCACCAAACCAAAUUGGAUGCCCACCAUUUGUGUUGCUCAAUAGAAGUUUUAUGG
Molecule: messenger RNA, 723 nt
Organism: Lolium rigidum
Lineage: Eukaryota; Viridiplantae; Streptophyta; Magnoliopsida; Poales; Poaceae
Product: protein BUNDLE SHEATH DEFECTIVE 2, chloroplastic
Exons: 4
Coding region: 114-503 (129 amino acids)
Cellular component (GO): chloroplast stroma; protein folding chaperone complex
Molecular function (GO): protein folding chaperone
Source: RefSeq, a predicted model, not a curated record